Messenger RNA from Sinocyclocheilus anshuiensis, 3262 nucleotides. Its product is annotated as zyxin-like. The transcript has 8 exons. NCBI's taxonomy places the organism in Eukaryota, Metazoa, Chordata, Actinopteri, Cypriniformes, Cyprinidae. Gene Ontology annotation, biological process: transforming growth factor beta receptor signaling pathway; integrin-mediated signaling pathway. Bases 56 to 1750 code for a protein of 564 amino acids. The record is from RefSeq and is a predicted model, not a curated record. Gene Ontology annotation, cellular component: focal adhesion; stress fiber; cytoplasm.
UAAUGUAGGUGCAGUAUGCAGAUAAGCUAUGCUAUCAUGCUUUGUGUUGAGGUGAAUGAACAAUGCAGAAAGGGAUUGUUUUGUUAUUGUGUUUUGGUGCGAGUGUAAUGACAUUCGCUGCCUCUGUUCAUUAGACUUUCCGCCCCCUCCUCCUCCACUUGAUGAUGCAGAGCUUCCAGCCCCUCCUCCAGAAUGCCAAAUCAUACCCCCUGUAUCUGAUGCCCCUCCUCCUGCAUUCCCAGCACCGCCCCCAGUUGCAGAGGACCUGAACCUCCCUGCAUCUCCUGAGGAAUUAACCUCUGUACCUUCUGUCUCCUUCCCCCCAACCCCACCACCACCUCCCCCUCCUCCUCCUCCUCCCCCUAAGACAAGUGCAGGUGUCAGCUCUCAGAGGCUGUUUGAGAAACAGACCAGUUUUGACAGGCAGCUGGGCUCUUUGACCAAUAUGUUAUCAGAGAUGGAGACUAGCGGACCUUUCAAUCCAAAGUUGCCUAGCCAGUUUUCAUCAGCACCAGCGCCAAAGCCAGCACCACCUCCACCGACAGCUCCUAAGCCUGCCCUUUCCUUUCUGCCCCCUCCUGAGCUGCAGGAUCGUCCUCCCCCCGCCCCUUGGGCUGAGGAGCUACGUGCCCGAACACGACCGGCCAAUCAGAACACAGCAUCUGCCCCCGCACCUGUACAGUCAUUUACUAAAGGCCCAGCUGUUGCUCCAAAGACCAACUUCCCUCCCAGUCAGCUGAAUUCAAAUUUUGGUUCCAAAACAGUUAGUCCAGCACCUUCUGGAGGCGCAAGAGGGUUUAACCACGCCAUUAAAACCCCCGCCCAAAGCUCUUUCCCACCACCUCCACCUGCCGCCCCUCCCGCCCCUGUUCCUCCACCAGUGAAUAUUCCUGCCCCUGCACCUACAUUCAAUCACUCGGAAACAUCUCCCACUGGCAGUCAGCAAAGCUUUGCUCCGCCUUCUCCUGCUGCACCUAAAACAUCGCCCGUCUCGUCAUUCAACAGACCAGCAGGAAACACGGUUCCACCAAAGGUGUCUGGUUCAGGUUCAGGUCCUGGUGGAGCUCCUCUCACUAUGAGGGAAGUAGAAGAGCUGGAGAAAAUGACUAAGGACUUUAUCAAAGACAUGGACGAGCAUCCUCCUGUGAUCACCUCUCCAGCUACAGAGGUGUGUGGUAAAUGUGGAGAGGCUCUGUCUAGAUCUCAGCCAGCAGUAAGAGCGAUGGAUAAACUCUACCACUCGCAUUGUUUCUGCUGCGUGACCUGUCGGCGCCCCCUACAGGGCAUGCAGUUCUACGACUGUGACAGAACGCCUCAGUGUGAGGACUGCUACAUGAAUUCUCUGGCUGUGUGUUCCCGCUGUGGGGAGCGGAUCACAGAUCGUGUCCUGAAGGCGGUGGGCCAGUCUUUCCAUGCCCACUGUUUCCUCUGCUCUACCUGUGGCUGCACCCUGGAGGGCACUCCAUUCAUCACCGAUGACAAAAACAACCCUUACUGUGUCAAAGAUUACCAUCGCCGGUUCUCUCCUCUUUGCGUAAGCUGCAAUGAGCCGAUUAUUCCCGACCCUGGAAGUGAAGAGACAGUCAGGGUUGUUGCCUUAGAGAAGAACUUUCACCUGAAGUGCUACCGCUGUGAGGAUUGUGCUCGCCCCCUUUCCAUAGAGGCAGAUGCUGAUGGCUGCUAUCCAUUUGAUGGCAGAAUUCUGUGCAUGAAAUGCCAUACCCAACGUGCCAAGCAGGCCAAACAUUGAUUGGUGGAACUUGCCACAAACCUAAACCAAAUUUAAGACACAUAAUUGGCUCAGCUUUGAAAAUUCAUUUGCCGAAUGUGUUUGUGAGUGUUGUACUUCUCUCUUCCAUUUCACAUUGUCAUUUUCUAAUUUUCCUCAUGUUUGCUCAAUGACAGUUUCGUCUUCUCUCGACAAAGCUCUGCUGCUUUUUCUGAAUGGCCUUAUUCAGAGCUCGGCCAAUAGCUUGCCCUCUUUGCCCAGGUGUCUUUCUGAUAGGGCUUGAUGUGUGCGACCACAGUGUUAGUGCCUCCAUGUUGAGUGUUACAUACGGCAGUUUUUACCCCUAGAUUAAUAUGUAAAGUGUUAGAGAAGUGAUUUUUAGGGCUGUUUUUUGGCUUGAAUUUUUACUGUAGAGGCUGAUUCGGUGCAGAGGUAAUGUACUGCACUGCCAUCUCAGCUCAGCGAGCUGUACGACUCCCAGCAUGCCUAUAAAAAAAACUCAGAACAUCCAUAAAUUGUACCACAGCUGACUACUGAGGUGAGACGUAAAGUCUGUUUAUCCACAGCCAUCCAUGCACUUUCAAUAAGGCUUUCCAAAACAUACCUUGUAGUUGAUGAGAAGGGCUCUGUGUGAAAUGUAGUCGCGACAAAUGUAAAAUAAGCAAAAACAAAGGCAGGGAAAGGUGAAAGAACAAUGCGAUUUGUGUAUUUGUCAUGCAUGCUUCAUUUAUGUAAAUGAACAAAUAUUUUAAGAAGCACAUUCGUUUUGUCCUAAAACGUAUCGAACUAAAUAUGUGACGAUACAGUUGUGUAAGUUUGCAUUGAUUAUCAUAGCCAGUAUCAGUUCAGUUGUUUUUCAUUCAAUAUAUUGCCAGAGGUGUUUAGCAAUUGCACAACUAGGUCAGUUUGAUGAAAAAGUAUCUCCAAAGAAAAGCACAUCAGCCACUGAGCCCGUUGUUAUAUUGGCUUUAAGGUAGCGCUGAUAUUAUUUUGAGAAUUACAUCUGUUUUACAUAGCUCAGAAACAUUUGUUUUGUUUUAUUUCUCUAUGCACCUGUUUCCCUCGACUCUCUUGUCCAAGAAAUUCUCAUAUUUGAUGUAACCGAAUAAACCGAUGGCUCCCAUCAUAAAAAAUCUUACAUGACCAAAUCCAACACAUUAUGCAUGAUUUGUUGUUAUUGUUAUUACAGUGUUUUAUACGUCAUGUUUCACAGUUGCCUCAUUUUCAUGCUGGUAUCACGACACUGCUGAAUUCAGUAUGCUGUUAUUGACCAUUUGAACACUUAUGGUUUAGUCUCCUUGUAUUUACCAUUCACCAGUACUUUGUCUUUUUUUUUUUGUAAACUGAACAUCUAAAUUCCUCUCUUAAUAUGUGAAUGUGUGCAUGUUUACGGUCGAAAGUAUGCCAACGUGUUAAUUUUGCUAUCAUUUUUUUCCCCCCACAUUUGUACUGUAUUCUGAACUAAUAAAAGUAUGAAAUUGACGGACAGAGCACUUUUUUGAGCUGUCACUGGACCUAAAAGAUGUUUCUUGA